ACUCACCACUUCACCACCACCACCAACACACAAAACAUGGCUGCUGCAUCACUAGCCAGCGCCGCCGUGAUGCUGGCCGCGGGCUUCCCGCUGGUCGCCGCGCACGAACACCACAACGUGACCCACAUCGACCCGGGCGUGCCCAUCGGCGCGACCAUGUAUGUGCAUAUGACGCUGCAGACCUUUACGUGGGGCAUCCUGUUCCCCAUCGGCAUGGUGCUGGGCCUGACCAAAUCAAAAUACCACGUCCCCCUCCAGUCGGUCGGCAUCGUGCUCAGCCUCUUUGGGUCGUACCUCGGCCACCACCACGGCGGGCGCGAGUACCCCGCGACGGUGCACGGGCUCAUGGCCAAGAUCAUCUUCGUGCUGCUCCUCACGCAAGCAUCCCUCGGCAUCUUCCUCAAGCUCCACAUCAUGGAGACGACGGUGCGCCCGCACAUCCGCCGCGCGCACAAGGUCGUCGGCGUGCUCUACCCCAUUGUCGGGUGGACGCAGAUGCUGUUCGGCGUCGCGACGGCCCUCAACUUCUGCCGCGGGGGCAACCUCGGCCAGUGUGCCGCGCACUACAUCAUGGGCUCGGCCUUCAUCGCCUACGCCGCGAUCCUGGUCAUCAUGCUCAAUGUCGGCGGGGCGUGGUUGAAGCGCACUGGCUUCAGCCAGGAGAUGCUCGACAGCACGGUCAUUACAGUUUGGGGCAUCAUCAACACGUUCACCGAGCACCACGGCGGCCCGUGGACCCACAAGGACAUGCAGCACACGAUGAUGGGCGUGCUCUGGUGGGCGGGCGGCAUGCUCGGCAUGUUUCUCAGCCGCAAGGGCCAGCGCUCGUUCGUCCCGGCCAUCAUCAUCGUCUUCACGGGCUGGGGCAUGUCGGCGCACGAGCAGGACCUCAUGAUCUCGUCCAAGAUCCACGCGCUGUUCGGCUACGCUUUGAUUGCUGCUGGUGUGCUGCGUGUCGUCGAGGUGUGCUUUGUGCUGCACGACGGACCGAGCGACUCGGCGCACAUCCGCAUCUUCCAGCACCUCCCGCCGUACCUCCUCGUCCUCGGCGGCACGCUCUUCAUCUCGGCGACCAACGAGGAGAUGCACAACGCAAACGACCGCGGCAUCGACCACGUCUCGUACGCCCUGUUCGACUUUUCUCUCUCCUUCCUCAUCUACCUCGUCAUCACGUUCCUCGUGCACCUGUAUCAGAAUACAGGGCGGAAUGCGGCGGCCAACAGGGGAGGAGUGGACCAGGCCCCAGAGGCGGGCUACUCGCAGCUCGCGACCCGCGGCGGCGACCCCGACGCUGACGGGCCCGAGGCGUACGAGCUCACCGAGCACGGCAGCGACGACGACGCCGUCAAGAUUGGCGGCGAGGACGAGGUCGACUGGAUCGGCAACGGCGAGCACAGGGGAGGAGGGGGUGGCGUGCGGUUGUGAUGAUGUCGAUGUUGCCGCGCUCAUGCUCAUACCCCAAUGCGCGUCCCGCCGCGCCUGUAGCCUAUCGUUGAUAUCUAGACAUGUCAUGCGUUUGCCUGUGUAA
This is a messenger RNA of Vanrija pseudolonga, 1528 nucleotides long. It is a transcript of the gene YTP1, whose product is annotated as Protein YTP1. The transcript has 7 exons. The coding region runs from base 37 to 1425 and encodes 462 amino acids. The record is from RefSeq and is a predicted model, not a curated record. NCBI's taxonomy places the organism in Eukaryota, Fungi, Basidiomycota, Tremellomycetes, Trichosporonales, Trichosporonaceae.